Molecule: messenger RNA, 1763 nt
Organism: Jatropha curcas
Lineage: Eukaryota; Viridiplantae; Streptophyta; Magnoliopsida; Malpighiales; Euphorbiaceae
Product: glyoxylate/hydroxypyruvate reductase HPR3
Cellular component (GO): cytosol
Molecular function (GO): glyoxylate reductase (NADPH) activity; NAD binding; hydroxypyruvate reductase [NAD(P)H] activity
Source: RefSeq, a predicted model, not a curated record
GGUUUGAUUGUGUUAUAAUUUUUUAAUUAUGAAUGUUUGAUGCUGAUUAUAGUUUAUUAUUGUUUUAUGAUGUUUCGAUUAUGGUUAUUUGAGCAAUAAUUACUUUUUGAGACAAAUUCUUUUAUUAUCAUGGUUUGAUUAUGGAUCCAAAUAAAAAUUUUGAUUGCACAAGAGCCACGUAAAAAAAUUUUCAAGCCAUAAAAAAAAUUGUUUAAUUGAAAUUCGGAUUAAAAUGGAUUCCGAAUAAGCAGACCUGAUUUUACAGGGGUUAUUCAGGUUGGUCUGAAUUUUUAAAAGAAUUGGAUCGGUAAAGUCAUUCCUCUUUAUUUCGGGCAUCGGGUUUUGACCCAACCCGACGGUUGCUCACCCCCUGUGUACUGCCUGGACUAAACAUUAAAUAUUUUUGUCUAUUGAUUGUAUGUCAACAGUGAAGGUUAGUGUGACAUUUAUCUGCAUUUGACACAUUAUUAUAAUAAUUAAUUAAAUUGUAAUUGUAAUAAAUUGCUUUUGUCUACUUGGAACUUGCAAGAAUCUCGUAAAUAGAACCCGGUGGAAAAAAUUAUAAAAAAAGAACAAAACAUUGCAAGAAUCUGGGGUAUAGAGUUGCAUCUGCAAGAACGAUAGACAAAACGAAAAGAAUACUCUCCUCAUCUGCGAUUCUUCCAGCUAUAUCAAUGGCUUGCCAUACUCUUCAGAAUCACGAUCAUCAACAAGAAAAUCUGCUGCCACAAGUCCUAGUCCUUGAACCGCCACCUCUCUUCAAAUUCCAUGAGGACCAAUUGUCCCAAAAGUUCCGUUUCUUGAAGGCAUGGGAGUCGCCUCUUCCUCUCAACCAAUUCUUGAUCUCUCAUGCAAGUUCUAUCCAAGUUCUGCUGUCUUCAGGAACCUGUCCAGUUACAGCGGAUACCCUCCGGCUGCUUCCGUCACUCCGGGUUCUUGUCACCACAAGCGCCGGUCUCAACCACAUAGAUCUGCAAGCUUGUCGAGAACGAGGGAUCCCCAUAGCCAGUGCUGGUAGCGUGUAUUCUGAAGAUGUUGCAGAUAUAGCAGUAGGACUGUUGAUUGAUGUAAUACGAAAGAUUUCUGCUUCUGAUCGAUAUGUGAGACAAGACUCAUGGCCCAUCAAAGGAGACUCUCCUCUUGGCUCUAAGUUGAGAGGCAGGCAAGUCGGGAUUGUUGGAUUGGGAAACAUUGGAUUAGAAGUUGCAAAAAGGCUAGAGGCCUUUGGCUGUAAUAUCUUAUACAACUCAAGGAAGAAGAAGCCGUCUGUAAUUUAUCCAUACUAUUCAAAUGUGUGUGAACUCGCAGCUAAUUGCAAUGUUCUUAUUAUUUGCUGUGGAUUAUCGAAACAAACCCACCAUUUGAUUAACAAGGAAGUGUUAUCAGAGCUGGGAAAAGACGGAGUGAUUAUUAAUGUUGGACGCGGAGCAAUUAUAGAUGAGCAAGAAAUGGUGCAGUGUUUGAUGCAAGGAACGAUUGCAGGUGCUGGGUUGGAUGUGUUUGAGAAUGAGCCUAACGUUCCUAAAGAACUCGUGGAAUUGGACAAUGUUGUGCUAUCUCCGCACAGAGCUGCCCAUACCAGUGAAACUUUAAUGGAUUUGUGCCAACUUGUUAUAGGAAAUCUGGAAGCUUUCUUUUCCAAUAAACCUUUACUCUCUCCUGUUAGAAAUGAUUGAAUGCUACAAUAUGCCGCUCUAAUUCUUCUGUUUUUAAAUAUUAGUUGAUUAUAAUAAAGGCUCCGUUUGUGAGAUUGAUUAUUGAUA